AUGAGCGCAAGUGAGUUUUCGUCAGUCGAUGAGGAGCUCGCUCACUUCAAAAGUAGAUACCUCGAGCUCAAGGAGGAAUUCGACGAAAUGUUGUCGAUGAACAAAGAUUACGAGGCCGAAAUGGAGCAGCAAGUCGAAGAGCUGGAGCAAAAAGAGAAAACACUCCGGGCUGAUAAUCUGAGAAUAACGCAAGAGCUGGAGCAGUACAGAUCUAAACACAGAGAGAAGGAACAAACUCAAGACUCUGAGAUCUCGAGGCUGAAAAGCUCACUUGAACAAGAGACUCAAUCUAAGAGAGAACACGCAGCGAAGUGCCGCGCGUUGGAGCAAGAGCUAGACGACUAUGACCGCAAGUAUCGUCAUUUAGCAACGUCCUUCGAAGAGAUGCAGAAAAACUACGAAGCGGAAGUGGAGCGAAAUGCGUUGCUGGAGACAGAAGUGUCUGAAGGCGUCAAAUUAAAGGAGCUUCUGCAGCGAGAAAAGGACGAGAAACGCGACCUCAAAUCCGAGCUAAAAAUCCGAUCAAGAAUACCAGAGCCAAAACUAGAGACCAUCACAAGUAGCGAUAGUGACAAACAACCAAUCUUGCCCAAACCGGAUCUUGGCGGCGACAGAACGACAGGAUCUCCAAUAGCCGUCGUUAAACCAAGUGCCAUAGAAGGCGUAAGAAGUCCUGCCUACGUCUCGGGUGUUGCUUCAAGGCGUAGCCAAACGAUAUCCAAUCUUUCCUCACACGCUUCGAAUUUGAACCAGACGCCGAGUUCUCCUGCUGCCUCAAACAGGGAGUCUCCUGGCUCUGCGCAACGACUUUCCGCUCUCACAAUUGUUGGUGAUCUGCUCAGAAAAGUUGGAGCGCUGGAAACAAAGCUUGCUUCAUGCCGAACUUUCGUUCGACAAAGUUCGGACGCGGUUAACACGCAAAUUUCGACGACCCCCCGUCGGGGCGAUUCCGCUUCCCGCACCUCACUCUCCGUUAACAACUCCCUUUCGUCAACUUACAGCACGCGAAGCCGUGGAACGCCGGACUCUGCGCGCAUCGGAGAACGACUAGACCCGGGGGUCAGCCGGAACCGCUCGCCAAUUCCGUUCAAUAAGCUCACCGCUCUCAACAUCGCUCCUUGA
Molecule: messenger RNA, 1122 nt
Organism: Oikopleura dioica
Lineage: Eukaryota; Metazoa; Chordata; Appendicularia; Copelata; Oikopleuridae
Source: the annotation of a GenBank genome assembly